Centropristis striata (black sea bass) is the source of this 2019-nucleotide messenger RNA. RefSeq lists its product as uncharacterized. Lineage: Eukaryota; Metazoa; Chordata; Actinopteri; Perciformes; Serranidae. The record is from RefSeq and is a predicted model, not a curated record. The transcript has 10 exons. The coding region runs from base 237 to 1370 and encodes 377 amino acids.
UCAAUCACUCUAUUCCAGCGACCAAUGGCCGUUUGAAGCGUCAUCACGAUACGUCACCCUUUGAAUGUCUUAAACUUUCACUUUCCAUUUACUGUAAACUGCGAAGGUAGACUGAAGUACGACGUGAAAUAAGACUUAAGAACGGAUAGCUUACUUCGACAACGACUGAUAAUCAUUUAUCAAACUACUGAAGUAAAUUAUUUAUCGCGUGGUUCGACCAGCACAAAGGUGAAGUCAUGUCACUUUUAAUGAAGGAAAUAAAGCGCCACUCCAAGAAAGCAGCUCAAGUGUUGGAAGAGGCACGAUUAUGCACUGACUCAGACAUCCAGUCACUGACUCGAGAAGAUCUGCAUGAGCUGUUUCCUGGUCUAGACAACUUCAAGCUGAGACGGGAAAUCUUUGACAUAACACACAAACAGAAACCAAUUGAUGUAGUCCUUAAAGAAGUGAAACAGUUCAUCCCACAAGACUCUCUCAGAGCUGCUCUCACCAACAAUGGGGUCUUGGUUGAUUACCUCCAUAUUCUGAAGGACAUAAAGAGCCAAGUGGAUAAUGUCCAGACAUUCCUUGAUGCCAAUAUCACUCUACUGGAAGAUUUAAGAACAAGUCAGCCUGACCCGGGACCUGGUUCUGUGGGGGUCCCAAGUGGAGCACCAGGUGAAUCUCGCUAUCGUAAAGGAGAAAGUGGUGGCCGUAAAGCAAAAAGGCCUCGGACAAGUACCCCAGCCUCCUCUGGUUCAAUGGUGCCUUACAGUGGCCAAAGUGCUGGCUAUCAACAAGAAGCACAAGACCCAUGUGCAGGUACCCGUGGUACUUCUCACAAACCUGUUGGCUAUAAAAAGCCACCACAAGUCCCAGUGAUGUACCAGAUGGUUGUUGGCGGUCAAACCUUUGAUGCACAUUUACAGCUGAUGGAAAAAGUGAAGUAUCAAGCUAAGGAAUCGGCCAUCUCUCUUUCUGAAGGCAGUCAAGACCAUGCGGUCAUUUUUGUCUUCUGCCCCAUCAGUUCACGCGUUGCAUCAGAUGUUGAGGCGGCCAUGACUGAUGUGAAAGGUAAUAAACCUGUCAUUCUGGUGUUGAUGCACCACUCGCAUGUGGUCAAGCACACAACAUCAAUGAGAACAUGGAGUCCAGAUGAUAGAGUUGUGCUGCAUGUCAAUGUCUUCUACCAUGAGACAGUGCGUGGAUUAUUGAAGUGUGAAGAAAAUAAUGCUGCUGUCUCUCAGAUAUUUAGCAAAUUAAUGGAGCGAUUCGAUCAGGGAAGUAACAAUACCAGUGGAAAUGGGAGGGGUGUAGGCGCUGAUUGUGGUAAGGACAGGAGUUCUGAUACUAACAAUGGGUUUUUGGGCUUUUUCGGGUCAAAGAAGUAGAGCUGGUAGGGCAGCAAAAUGAAUUGAGCUGCACUACUUACUGAUUGCUAAAAUAAUAUUUUAGCCUCCGAGGUGAAUUAAGAUCAGCUACUAAUUGUGUCCUAAUGAUGUCAGUAUACAUGUUAAUUGAGGGUGUAAGUAGCUAAACACAAUAUUUCCUGCUGUUGUAUUUCUAAAGCUACAUCAUUUUACUUGUGUUUUGAUUUUUUUUUUUAAUUAUCUUAACACGACAAAUCACAGCAGCAUAUAUGUAUAGUCAAAUUACAUUCACAAUGAUCUUAAAUUGCUGUCAUUAAAAACAAAUUGCAUCAUACAAAUGCUAAAAUAAACAAAGAAAUUAAGGAAUUAUCAUUUUUGAUGCAAUCAUUUUUGAGCUGCCAUUGACCAUCAGACUUUUAUGAGUUUUGGUUUAAAUUAACUCAAAAUGUAACCUUUGUAUAAUACAACAUGAUUCCUGUAAUUAGGGCAACAAAAGAAUCAAGAUAAAGAGUUGCCUUUGUGUAUUUCUCUAGUACAGAUAAUUAAACAAUUGAAAACAUUUUUCCCCAUUAAAAGCAUGAAUGUGUGUUUUUGCUGUACAUUAUUGUAAAUGCAUGUUGCAGUAAGCAUAUAUAAGGAGUGUUGAUUAUUAAACUGUGAAUAUGGGUGG